Camellia sinensis is the source of this 1637-nucleotide messenger RNA. The record is from RefSeq and is a predicted model, not a curated record. Lineage: Eukaryota; Viridiplantae; Streptophyta; Magnoliopsida; Ericales; Theaceae.
CUAAAAAAAUUAAUGAAUUGCGAGACAAAGAGGUCGACGUCCUCACAUGGCCAAUGAUCCCGAUCUAGUGCCACUCUGCCACUUUGUUUAUAAAGUCUCGAUGGCAGCGACGUUCGAUCUCUCCCAGUUAAAAACAAGAGCACUGUUUUGACAAUUCACUCAACUUCUUCAUAGCUCUGUAGCUUCUACCGAGUCAGAUCAAAUCCAUCUGAAAUCGGGUGACUUUUAUUUGCAUCAGAACUGGGAAGAAGCUUGGGUGGACGUUCGAUGGCACCAGCCAUGUAUUGAGUGGUGUAGUUCCUUGUGGCGAGCAAGUGACAUUUAUUUUGUAGUCAUUUGCUCUAUACCCCCACCAUAAUGUGGAACUUUGCAUCCAAUUGCAUAGGUGGCAACAUUGGACUCAAGAAUGAGUCUACAAGGCCAAUCGAAGGUGGUUUGGAAUCCUCAGACGAUGAAGAUUCUUCGAAUUCUAGCAGGGAGGAGGGACUAGAGUGCCCGAUAUGCUGGGAAUCUUUCAACAUAGUUGAGAACGUGCCCUAUGUUCUAUGGUGUGGCCAUACUCUCUGUAAAAAUUGCAUUCUGGGGCUGCAGUGGGCUGUUGUCAAAUUUCCCACUUUACCAAUUCAGCUUCCACUUUUUAUCACCUGCCCUUGGUGCAAUCUCUUAUCCCCCCGUCUGGUUUACAGGGGAAAUCUGAAGUUCCCUCGCAAGAACUUCUUUCUACUGUGGAUGGUUGAGAGCCUAAAUGGUGAUAGAGUGAAGUCUCAGUCUGCUUUCUGUGGGGAUCAUCCACCAACAUGGAUAUCAAAUGGCAAGAUAGCACCGGGGAGUCAAGUAAACCACCCUGCUGUCAGGAGGGAUCAAUAUAAUCACUAUUCAGAAUCAUCAGGAUCAAAUCAUGAUCAUAACGCUAUCAAUAAUUACCUCACUGUGGAGAGACUACACGAUUCUCUUAAAAAGUCUCUGGUUUUCUUUGUUCAAUUAACAGCAAAGUUCCCUCUGGUUCUUAUAUUUCUUCUGAUUGUCUUGUAUGCAAUACCUGCCAGUGCAGCCAUCUUAGCCUUGUACAUACUCAUUACGGCUCUAUUUGCUCUUCCAUCAUUUCUAAUCCUGUACUUUUCAUAUCCUAGUUUGGAUUGGCUGGUUAGGGAAAUGAUUGCUUGAGAUGACAUUUGUCCUGCAAUGGAAGUUUGCCCAGAUAUCUCUGUGUCUGAAUCACAUCAGUGGUGUAAUUUCACGACUCCAUUUGUUUCAACAUCCUCAUCUGCCAAUGCAUAGUGGGUUUGUGUAUAUGUGGGUGCAGUUGAAAGUGAUUGUCUACAAGGUUAAUUUCUGGUCAGAAGCCUGUUAGUUUUCUUGUUUGUACAAACACUUGUGCUUAUAAAUCUAUUUUCUAAGGCAUGCUUUUUUUGUUUGUUUGUUUGUGUGUGUGUGUGGUUCUUUUGCCUUAUGGUGAGAGUCGUGUGAAAAUAACUGGAAACUGCUUUUCAGUUUUGUUGAUGGGUGUAAAUUAGGUGUUGGCAGGAGCAUCUAUGACGAGUGAAAUUGUGAUUUUACGGUCUUCGUUUGAAGAGUCUUCGAUGAAGUGCCUUAUACAUGAAUUGGUUUGUUAAUGUGGCACUGAAUGUACCCAUCCA